Lolium perenne is the source of this 1170-nucleotide messenger RNA. NCBI's taxonomy places the organism in Eukaryota, Viridiplantae, Streptophyta, Magnoliopsida, Poales, Poaceae. The record is from RefSeq and is a predicted model, not a curated record.
AUGGCGUACCGAGUGCUGGAGGUCACACUCCUGUCGGCCAAGAACCUAAAGAACAUGAACCUCUUCAGCCGCAUGGAGGUUUACGCGGUGGCCACCAUCGCUGGCUACCCGAUCACCCAACAAUGCACCCCGCCGGACCCCCACGGCGGCCGCAACCCGACCUGGAACGCGACGGUCUGGUUCGCCGUCCCGCCCAUCGCCAGGGAGGCCACCUGCGGCCGCCUCCACAUCCUCCUCCGCAUGAAGCGCAUGUUCGGCGCCGACCGUGACGUCGGCGAGGUCAUCCUGCCCCUGGCGGAGCUAUUUACUGGCGUCGGUUGCCAUGGCUGCGACUACAUCGACGGCCCCACGCUGCCGCAGUUCGCGUCCUACCAGAUCCGCAAUGCGCACCGCCGAGACGCGCGCAGCGUGCUCAACCUAACGUACCGUCUCGGUCCGGUCUUCACGCCGCAGCAGCAGCAGGUAUGCAUGGUACCUCUGUGGAUGUGCGAGAGAGACGUCGGGUGGCCGGUCCUGUCAUGUCCGACGCAUCAGGGGAUGCCACCCCCGCCUCCGCCGCAAGCUGCACUUCCCGGGCAUGUGACCGCGGCGCCGCCUUCCAAACAAGCCGGCAGUAUGCCUCCGCCGUCUUCGCCGGCAAAACCGGCCAGAAAUGCGGACGUCCCGCCUUCCUCUGCAAAACCAUCCGGGCAUGUGCCCGGGCCUUCGCCCGUGAAACCGGCCGUACAUGGGACCGUGGCGCCGCCGACACCGAAACCAGACCCACCACCUGCAAAACCAGAAGGGCGUGUGGUCGUGGUGCCGCCGUCUUCAAACUCAAAGCCAGCCGAACAUGGCGACAUGCCACCGUCUCUGAAACCAGCCGCACAGGUCAUGUCAGUGCCGCCUUCUGCAAAAACAGUCCAACGGGUGGUCUCCAUGCCGAAGUCAUCUCCGUCUCCAAGACCAAUAGGGAAGGUCGUGUCCAUGCCAUCUUCUCCAAAACCAGUCGAACGGGUCGUAUCCAUGCCGAAGCCGCCUCCAGUGCCAUAUGAUCAUGUCUCUGUGCCGCCAUCUCCAGCACCAUAUGCCAUCUCCAACGUCAUACGGUCGUGCGUCCGUGCCGGCCUCUCCAACAUCGGAUGGCCGUGUGUCUAUGCCUGCAUCUCCAACACCAGUCGGCGGACAUGA